This is a messenger RNA of Vollenhovia emeryi, 629 nucleotides long. RefSeq names its product short-chain dehydrogenase/reductase family 16C member 6-like. The transcript has 4 exons. The annotation marks the transcript as partial. Lineage: Eukaryota; Metazoa; Arthropoda; Insecta; Hymenoptera; Formicidae. Gene Ontology annotation, molecular function: oxidoreductase activity, acting on the CH-OH group of donors, NAD or NADP as acceptor. The record is from RefSeq and is a predicted model, not a curated record. Gene Ontology annotation, cellular component: lipid droplet.
ACAAAAACAUAUAAUAUCUUACUACUUGCGGCAAAGAUAUUAUGGUUAGCUCUGAAAGUUCUGUAUUAUAUUUGCGAGGAUAUAUACAGAUUGAUCGUCCCAAUAAAGAAAAAGAGCGUAGCUGGUGAAAUUGUUUUGAUAACAGGUGCAGGCCAUGGUAUCGGAAAAGAAUUAGCGAUUGGUUAUGCAUCGUUAGGAGCGACAGUGGUGUGUUGGGAUAUCAAUGAAGAAACAAACAACGAGACGAUGAACGACAUUAAGAAAAUGGGAAGAGACUCCGUUUAUGCAUAUCGAUGUGAUGUAACGGAUAGAGAAGAAGUCUUCAAGGUAUCAAGGAAAGUAAAAAAAGAAGUAGGUGAUGUUACUAUCUUGAUUAACAAUGCCGGUAUAGCGUAUAUUAAACCACUCCUGAAUCAGAGUUUCGACGAAAUUCAACGGGUCAUAGACGUCAAUGUGAUAGCGCAUUAUUGGACAUUAAAAGCAUUCUUACCAAGUAUGAUCGAAAAAAAUCACGGUCAUAUCUUGGCAAUUUCGUCAGUAGCAGCAUUUUGUAGUGGUCUUUAUGGAACGGUUUACUGUCCUUCAAAAUCUGCAGUCAAUGGUAAUUCAUCCCGUACAUAACGAUAUUA